UUCAAGACCAGCAUGGCCAAGAUGGUGAAACCCUGUCUCUACCAAAAAUAUAAAAAUUAGCCUGGCGUGGUGGUGGGUGCCUGUAAUCCCAGCUACGUGGGAGGCUGAGGCAGAAAACUGCUUGAACCUGGGAGACGGAGGUUGCAGUGAGUCGAGAUUGUGCCACUGCACUCCAGCCUAGGUGACAGAGCGACACUUUGUCUCAAAAAAAAAAAAAAAAAUGUCUUUAAUGCAGUUUUCUCUGUAGUCAUGCUUUCAAACUGGGAUCCAGGUUUUUGAAGCCAGGCACUAGGAACUAAACAAACCUAUGGGAUAAAUAUGGAAGGUGCACCUUCUUGUAUUACCACUUUUUUUUUCAAAAAAGAUUUUUAGGGAGGUAAGAGUUAAAUAAUUUACUCGAUAAGUCAUUUGAAAUGGCUUACAUUUAAACACACAUUGCAUCUGUGUAAUGUAGGUAAAUCAUUUAAAAUUUUGAAAAAGAUACCACGUAAGACAUGCCUUUGUUCCUCCUUAAAAUUUUUUUUUUGAAAAAGAAAAUAAACAUUAAUAAAAUGUGGGUUAGGCUGGGCUCAGUGGCUCACACCUGUAAUCCCUACACUUUGGGAGGCUGAGGGAGUCAGAUCAUGAGGUCAAGAGAUCAAGACCAUCCAGACCAACAUGGUGAAACCCUCUCUACUAAAAAUACAGAAUUAGCUGGGCAUGGUGGCGCCCACCUGUAGUCCCAGCUACUCAGGAGGCUGAGGCAGGAGAAUCGCUUCACCCAGGAGGUGAAGGUUGCAGUGAGCUGAGGUUGUGCCACUGCACUCCAGCCUGGUGACAUAGUAAGGCUCUGUCUCAAAUUAAUUAAUUAAUUAAUUAAAAGUAGGGUAAAAUGCAAAUAUAAAAAUAAAUUUUAAGAGAAAAGCAUGAGGUCAGAGACAUAUCAGGCUUAAAUAGGAUACUUCAGUAAUAUCCCAAACUCCCCUAGGAAUAUAUUUUGGUUUUUCUUGCAACUUAAGGUUGCUUCAUGAAAAAAUUUGAGGGACAUUGCUAUGGGCAAACCAGCAUGGGCUACUACGGAAUCAUACAGAUUUGGAUUUGUAUCACAUGUCUGGAAGUUACCAACUAUGUGACCUUCAGCAAGUUACCCAGUCUCCUCAUCUGCAAGUAGAAGAGAAUAUCUCCUGGGGUUUUGGGCAAGGUUCAAUGAACACAUAUACAGUAUUUAUCAAAAAAAAAGGUACAUAAUAAAUCUGAGUCUGUUUCUCCAUUUUUAUAGUAUCUUAAUGUGCAUGUUCACUUGGAAUAAGUCCUUAUAGAAUACCUAGCUCAGCAGAAUGCUGAUGCUGAGACAUUUUUUAAAAAUGUCUACAAUUGGGCUGGGCGCGGUGGCUGACGCCUAUAAUCCCAGCACUUUGGGAGGCCGAGGCGGAUCACGAGGUCAAGAGAUCGAGACUAUCCUGGUCAACAUGGUGAAACCCGACUCUACUAAAAAUACAAAAACUAGCUGGGCAUGGUGGUGAGCACCUGUAGUCCCAGCUACUCGGGAGGCUGAGGCAGGAGAAUUGCUUGAACCCAGGAGACGGCGGUUGCGGUGAGCUGAGAUCGUGCCAUUGCACUCCAGUCUGGGUAACAACAGCGAAACUCUGUCUCAAAAAAAAAAAAGUCUACAAUUGGGCCAGAUACAGUGGUUCACACCUGUAAUCCCAGCACUUUAGGACUCUGAGAUUGGGGGAUCACUUGAGGUCAGGAGUUUAAGACCAGCCAGGGCAUCGUGGUAAAACCCCAUUUCUACUAAAAGUACAAGAUUAACUCGGGGUGGUAAAGGGUCCUGUGUUUUUUUCAGAUGGAGUUUUGCUCUUGUUACCUAGGCUGGAGUGCAAUGGCACGAUCUCGGCCCACCGCAACCUCCGCCUCCUGGGUUCAAGCAAUUCUCCUGCCUCAGCCUCUUGAGUAUCUGGGAAUACAGGUGCGCGCCACCAUGCCCAGCUAAAUUUUUUGUAUUUUUAGUAGAGAUGGGGUUUCACCAUGUUGACCAGGAUGGUCUCGAUCUCUUAACCUUGUGAUCCACCCGCCUCGGCCUCCCAAAGUGCUAGGAUUAUAGGCGUGAGCCACCAUGCCCGGCCAAGGGUGCCUGUUAUCCCAGCUACUUGGAAGGCUGAGGCAGGAGAACCACUGGAACAUGGGAGGCAGAGAUUGCAGUGAGCUGGUAUCACCACACUGUACCCCAGCCUGGGUGACAAGAGGAAAACAAGACAAAACAAAACAAGUCUGCAAUUGUAAAAGUGCCAAAGUAAAGUGCUUUUACAUAUUUUAUUUUCUUCAACUGGAUCCUUACAGUAAUCCUAUGACUGGAGUCUCCAUUCAGGAUUAGCACCAUGAAGAUUGGAUCACUAAAACAAAAUUAAAUAUUUGUUAAAUGCAAGUUAUGUGUCAGAUGACAGGGUAAACAACACAGAUUAUCUGCCCUCAUGGAGUUUAUAAUCCAUCAGGAUCUUUUUUGAGUAUGUCUGACAUUUUGUGUUUCUGACUUGUGUAGCUAUCUUGAUAUAAUACUAAAAGUAGGAAGGAGCUAUUACUGUCAAUAUCUAUAGUUAACCUGUUAGAGUAUUCCAGUAAUGAGACAUUUUCAGGUUGACUGGGCUGUUUUCUGGAGAUGUAUGAGAGGAAUAAUAUAAACACUUUUGUUAGAGCUGGGGAGAAGUUUAUUUUCUUUUAGCCUAAGAACAUAGAACUUUAAAAAAUAUUGACCAUGGCUGUGUGUGAUUGCUCAUUCCUGUAAUCCCAGCACUUUGGGAGGCUGAGGUGGAUGGAUCACUUGAGGUCAGGAGUUCCAAGACCAGCCUGGCCAACAUGGUGAAACCCUAUCUCUACUAAAAAUGCAAAAAUUAGGCAGGUAUGGUGGCAGACACCUGUAAUCCCAGCUUCAGGAGGCUAAGGCAGGAGAAUUGCUUGAACCCCAGAGAUAGAGAUUGCUGUGAGCUGAGAUCCCACCACUGCACUCCAGUCUGGAUGAUUGGGUGAGACUGCAUCUCAAAAAAAAAGAAAAAAGAAGAGAUGACCUUUCAUGUUCAAGUUGAUCUGGGAAUGGAGAAAGAAGUGAAUGUUGUUUGGACUGAGGGAAAAAAAACCUCUGAAUGAAGGCAUAGCUUUAGAGAUGGUUAUGAUAAAGCUUCUUUAAGGCCUCAGACAUAUAUAGUAGCAGUAUUAAUUUUACAAGGCGUUAUACAUAAUAGAAGCCCAAUAUGUAUUUGCUGUCCACAGACUCCUUGACACAUUCUUCUCACUUGACUUCGUAUUGCUACACUUCUGAUUUCCUUUCUACAUAUUUGGCUUUUCUGUCUCCCUUGCAAGCUCAUCCUCCAUAACCUGGGCAUGGCAGUGACUCUCAAAUUUCUAUAUCUAGCCCUGACCUUCUGCCCUCUGGAUGCAAAUAUCUAAUUACCUACUGGACAAUUCAAAGUCUCCUCCAACUCAGCCUAUCUUAAAUCUAACUCAUUAUCUUCACCCCACCCCCAGAACCUUACCCUUUUCUUGCAUUUCCUGCCUCCAUCAACUAUAUAUCCAUCCUUCCAUCUGCAUAAACCACAAACUUAGAAAUCAUUCUUGACACCUUCUUCCCUUUCGCUUUCCAUGUUCACUGCACUCCAUGGCAGGAGUGCAGUGGCAUGAUCAUAUCUCACUGCAACCUUGAACUCCCGGGCUCAAGGAAGAGAUCUUCCUGCCUUGGCCUCCUAAGAAGCUGAGAAUAAUAGGCACAUGCCACUGUGCCCAGCUAAUUUUUUAUUUUUUUAUUUUUUUUGAGACAGAGUUUCGCUGUUCUUACCCAGACUGGAAUGCAAUGGCAUGAUCUCAGCUCACCGCAGGCUCUGCCUCCUGGGUUCAAGCAGUUCUCUGCCUCAGCCUCCCGAGUAGCUGGGACUACAGGCGCACACCACCAUGCCCAGCUAAUUUUUGUAUUUUUAGUAGAGACGAGGUUUUGCCUUGUUAACCAGGAUGGUCUCGAUCUCUUGACCUCGUGAUCCACCCGCCUUGGCCUCCCAAAGUGCUGGGAUUAUAGGCGUGAGCCACCGCGCCCGGCCAAUUUUUAAAAUUUUUUAUAAAGACAAGGUGUUGCCCAGACUGGUUUUGAACUCCUGGCCUCAAGUCAUCUUCCUGCCUUGGCCUCCCAAAGUGCUGGGAUUACAGAUGUGAGCCACCAUGGUCCUACUGGCAUGAUCUUUUUACAGUACAUUUCACUUCAUGUCACUCAUUAUUUUGCUCUUAGGAUAAAGACCAAAUUUCCUAAUCAGGCUUAAAAAAAAGGCUUGCAUGUAGGCCGGGCAUGGUGACUCACACCUAUAAUCUCAGCACUUUGAGAGGCUGAUACAGGUGGCUUACAAGGUAAGGAGAUUGAGACUAUCCUGGCUAACAUGGCGAAGCCUGUCUCUACUAAAAAUACAAAACGUUAGCCGGGCAUGGUGGCAUGUGCCUGUAGUCCCAGCUACUCAGGAGGCUGAGGCAGGAGAAUCCCUUGAACCUGUGAGGCAGAGGUUGCAGUGAGCCGAGAUCGUGCCACUGUACUCCAACCUGGAUGACAGAUCCAGACUCUGUCUCAAAAAAAAUAAAAAAAAAAAAAGGACUGUGGUCUGGCAUAGUGGCUCCAUGCUUGUAAUCCUAACUUUUUGGGAAGUGGAGAUGGCCCGAUUACUUGAGCCCAGAAGUUUGAGCCCAGCCUGGGCAACAUGGUGAAACUCUCUCUUUCUACAAAAAAUACAAAAAUUAGCCAGACAUGGUGGUGCGUACCUGUAAUCCCAGAUACACAGGAGGCUCAGGUGGGAGGAUUGCUUGACCCUGGGAGGCCAAGGCUGCAAUGAGUUGUGAUGGUACCACUGCACUCUAGCCUGAAGAAGGCACUGCUAGUCACAUAUCUUCUGAAAUGGACAUUUUGGUUAUAUUGUUUGGUGGUAAUAGCAGUAUAGUUCACAUACCUCACCUUUUCCCUUACUUGAGUUGUUCCACCAGAUUUCCUUUUUCUUUUCUUUUCUUUUUUUUUUUUUCAGACAGAGUUUCCUGCUGUCACCCAAGAUGGAGUGCAAUCACAUGAUCUCAGCUCACUGUAACCCCUGCCUCCAGGGCUCAAGCAAUUCUUGUUCCACAGCCUCCCAAGUAGCUGGGAUUACAGGAGUGUGCCACCACAUAUUUUUGUAUUUUUAGUAGAGACAGGCUUUCACCAUGUUUGCCAGGGUGGUCUCAAACUCCUGGCCUCAAAUGAUCCACCUGACUUGGCCUCCCAAAAUACUGAGAUUAUAGGUAUGAGCUACUGCAUGCAUCCAGCCCUCCAACCAGAUUUCAAAGUAUGUUUUAUUUCACAAAACAAAAUAUUGGUAAUUCAUAGAUCAUACAUAUACAUAUAUUAGAUAAACUUAUUUGAAAAGGCAAGUAUGUAAAAAUCAAACCGAUAGACUGUCAAAGCAUCAGGCAGAACAAGUUGUCUGCUUGCAUCACAGAAUCUCCUACCUCCUUGUCCCAAUAUUCUUUUCGCCCCAUCUAAGACACCUCUUUGUUCUCGGUUGUUGCUUAACAAGAUUUUUAUUUUUAUUUAAUUAUUAUUUAUUUAUUUUUUGAGACAGAGUUUUGCUCUUUUCGCCCAGGCUGGAGUGCAGUGGCAUGAUCUCAGCUCACUACAGCCUCCACCUCCAGUGAUUCUCCUGUCUCAGCCUCUCGAGCAGCUGGGAUUACAGGUGCCUACCACCACACCCGGCUAAUGUUUUGUAUUUUUAGUAGAGAUGCGUUUUUGCCAUGUUGGCCAGGCUGAUCUCAAACUCCUAGGUUAUCUGCCCGCCUUAGCCUCCCAAAGUGCUGGGAUUACAGGUGUAAGCCACCGUGCCCAGCCCAAGAUUUUAAAACAGCUGUUUUUAAAACAGUAUUAUUUCUUCCUGUUGUAAAGAUAGAAAACUGUGAGCUUGAAGUCAGUAACAAGGAAAAAAAAGUUAUAAAACUCUGGCUAAUAUAUUUUGGCAGAGGAGAAGAUACCAGAAGAGUCCUUCUGUAAGAUAAAAGAUGUGGGAAAUUAGGGUGGUUCUAGUGUGAUCUUGGAAAGAAAAUUGAACAACAGUGUUAAACUUUGUAUCUCCAAUUCGAAUUUGUUUUUUUUUGUUUGGGGGGAGAUUUUUUGAGGUGGAGUCUCACUCUGUUGCCCAGGCUAGAGUGCAGUGGCAUAAUCUUGGCUCACUGCAACCUCCACCUCCAAGAGAUUCUCGUGCCUCAGCCUCUCUAGUAGCUAGGAUUACAGGUAUCCACCACCAUGCCUGGCUAAUUUAUAUAUUUUUAUUAGAGAUGGGUUUCACCAUGUUGGCCAGACUGGUGUCAAAUUCCUGUCCUCAAGUGAUCUGCCUGCCUUGGCCUCCCAAAGUGCUAGGAUUAGAGGCAGGAGCCAUAAUGUCCACCUGCUUCAUUCAAAAUUAGAAGUAGUGUUGUGCAAUUGUUCUUUCAAAUAAGAGUGAUCAUUGCUGCAUAUUUGAAAGAGCAUUUUGUAUAUAAGCUUGAUACUUCUGACUGAUAACCUGUACAGAGAUUGCAUUUUCAGAUGUGUAGACUGGAUUUUCAAAAAUAAUUUUACCAAAUUUCAUGUUUUCAAACUUACUCAGAUUACAUGUACAGCAGCUUGUUUAACUGCUCAAGAAAUUGGUGUGCACCUGCUUUCGCAGCUGCUGGGGGAGGUGAAGCAGGAGGAUCCGCUGAGGCCAGAAGUUUGAUAACUGCCUCACCCCAGCCUGGGCAACAAAGCAGGAUCUUGUUGGAGUGGGGAAGGGGGGACAAAAAGAAAAAAGACACCAUAGUGACAUCAUUAGCGCAAAACCUUGAAAGGCAGGAGCUGGUUUAUGUUAUUUACCUUUUAAUCUGUAGGGUGUCUUUAAGUUUUAUUUCAGUUGUGUCACCAAGCGUACUGGGAAAGGACAUACUGAAUGAUAUCACCAGAAGGGGUGUGGAGUAUGUAGAUAAGCGUGGUGACUAUUGGUUAUUCAUACCUUAGGCUUAUAUUUUCUAAGAUUUUGAAUAGCCAGAUAUUAAAAAGUUUGCACUGGGUUAUUGUAGUUUGAAAAAAUUUUUAUUCCAGAAAUUAGGGGUUCUACUGGUCGCAUCAGAAAAAUGACCAUAUAUAUAUAUAUAUAUAUAUAUAUAUAUUUUUUUUUUUUUGAGACGGAGUUUCGCUCUUGUUACCCAGUCUGGAGUGCAAUGGCGCGAUCUCGGCUCACUGCAACCUCCGCUUCCUGGGUUCAGGCAAUUCUCCUGCCUCAGCCUCCUGAAAUGACCCUAUAUUUAGAGUGGUUUGAAUCUAAGGGUGAGUUCUCAGGCAUCCUCACUAGCUCAGGCUUAACUAACAGUAGUAAUAUGAAAAUCAAGAAAGUCAUUUUUCUUUGGUUUAAGUUUGUCAAUUGUACUCUAAGUGUAGGGGAUGUGGUUGAAUAAUUUGUGGUAGAGGUAGGACUGUGAUUGUUUUCUACCCUGGUCUGGUUUCGUUUUAGAAGGUUUUUAUUGGUUAUGGUGGCUUGUACUUGUAAUUUUGGUACCCUUGUGAAGUCAGCAGUUUAAAACCUGCUUGAACCCAUCUCUACUAGAGAUACAGCAAUUGGGUGGGUAUGGUGCACUCCAGCCUGGGUGACAGAGCAAGAAAAGACAUUGCAUCUUGUGUCUUCCACCACAAUCUCCUGUUUUGGAGUAUCCAGAGGUUUAUAUUUCUGAACAGUCAUUUUCUCCUUCACACAUAUUUCUGGUCUCACCCCACUUCACUUGUUGGUUGGUGCUAUAAUUGAGUACUACAGUGAUUUGCUGUUACAAUCAGAAGUCUUCAGUUAAAUUUUUCAGGAGGCUCUAAAGGAAUGCUAACUCUCACACUUUCCUUGCUUGUAGCCCUUUCAUUUUCCAAGCUAGCAAUUUAGCAUCUUCUGACUUUUCUUCUGUCUUUGUAUCUUUUUGUGGAUCUCUAGAGUCCUUUUUUUUUUUUUUUUUUUUUUUUGGAGAUGGAGUUUUGCUCUUGCAGCCCACGCUGGAGUGCAAUGGCGUUAUUGGCUCACUGCAACCUCAGCCUCACAGGUUCAAGGGAUUCUCCUGCCUCAGCCUUCCGAGUAGCUGGGAUUAUAGACAUGCACUGCCACGCCUGGCUAAUUUUUGUAUUUUUAGUAGAGAUGGGGUUUCACCAUGUAGAGUGGUCUUGCACUCCUGACCUCAGGUGAUCCACCUGCCACAGCCUCCAAAAGUGCUGAGAUUACAGGUGUGAGCCACCGCACCCGGCUCCAGUGUCCUUCAUUUUAAGGACACUGUGAUUACAUAAGGUUCAUCUGGAUAAGCUUUUCAUCUUAAAUCAAUCCCAUCUAAAAACUUCCCUUUAUAAUGGAAAAUGUUACAGGUUCCAGGAAUUAAGAUGAGUACAUUUUUGGUGGGCCAUUAUUCUGCCUUAUUCUACCACCACAACUACAAAAGCCUCAGAUUUGUCAGGAGCCUUUUUUUUUUUUUUUUUUUUUUUUGAGAUGGAGUUUCCCUCUUGUUGCCCAGGCUGGAGUGCAAUGGCUUGAUCUUGGCUCACUGCAACCUCCACCUCCUGGGUUGAAGUGAUUCUCCUGCCUUGGCCUCCCGAGCAGCUGGGAUUACAGACGUGCACCACCAUCCUAGGCUAAUUUUUGUAUUUUUAGUAGAGACGGGGUUUUAACAUGCUGAUCUCAAGCGAUCCGCCACCUUGGCCUCCCAAAGUGCUGGGAUUACAGGUGUGAGCCACCAAACUCGGCUCAUUGGGAGCUUUUUAUGUCACCAAAAGAGGCUUGGAGUAUGUAGAUAAGCACAGUGUCUUCUGGUCUCAUUCACAUUGUCCAUACAUUUCUUAGGAUAUUGUAAAUAUUCUGGGUCCACAGUGUUGUUUCUGGCUUUUUUUUUUUUUUUUUGAGACGGAGUUUUACUCUGUCACCCAGUGGUCUCAGCUCACUGCAACCUCUGCCCCCCACGUUCAAGUGAUUCUCCUGCCUCAGCCUCCUGAGUAGCUGGGACUACAGGUGCAUACCACCACACCUGGCUAAUUUUUAUAUUUUUAGUAGAGAGGGGGUUUCAUUGUGUUGGCCAGGCUGGUCUCAAACUCCUGACCUUAUGGUCCUUCCGCUUUGGCCUUCUAAAUGCUGGGAUUACAAGCAUGAGUCACCAUGCCCAGCCAUUUCUGGCUCUUAAACUUUGGAAAAGUCUUUAUCUUUUAAGUGGUAGGCUAGACCUUGUGCAAGGAGAGUGACCCUAUGUGAAGAGUGUUUUGAAUCUGAGAGUGAGAUGUCAGGCAACAACCAUAUCUUUCACUUACCUGGCAGGAAAGAUACCCUGAGCACAGGGCUUGGCAUGACUACACAAGGAAACAAAAACAUCCUCACAGAUUUUCAGAAUUUCCCUUUGGGAAUGUUUCAGCUGUCAUGGAGAACCACUCAAUUGUGGAGAAUGUUUGAAACAGCUGGGUAAAAUAAAUUUUUAAAAAAGAUAUGCAUAAAAGGAAUGCCGGCCGGGUGUGGUGGCUCACGCCUAUAAUAUUAGCACUUUAGGAGACUGAAGCGGGUGGAUCACUUUAGGUCAGGAGUUCAAGACCAGGCUGGCCAACAUUGAGAAACCCCGUCUCUACUAAAAAUACAAAAAUUAGCUAGGUGUGGUGGUGCACCCCUGUAAUCCCAGCUACUGGGGAGGCUGAGGCAGGAGAAUCGCUUGAACCUGGGAGGCGGAGGUUACAGUGAGCCAAGAUUGUGCCAUUGCACUGCAGCCUGGGCGACAGAGCAAGAUUUUGUCUCAAAAAAAAAGAAAGAAAGAAAGAAAAGAAGGAAUGCCAAGUAGCAGAGCAGUGAGAAUGUAGUUGCAGUUUGCAUAAAUUUGGAGUAUCUGGAGUAAGAGUGCUGAAAGAUUCUGCAACUUUCUUUCUCCAGCAGUGCUGGGGAAAUGGGAGUUGAGGAGAUGACUGCUGGUUGGAUCUCGGAUCAGUUAGAGCAGGGAGUCCAACCUCCUGGGCCGCACAUGGUACCAGUUGGUGGCCUAUUAGGAACUAGGCCACAUAGUAGGAGGUGAAUGGGUAUUAACUCCUAAGCUUUGCCUCCUGUCAGAUCAGCAGCCACAUUAGAUUCUCAUAGGAGUGCCAACCCUAUUGUGAACUGAGCAUGCGAGGGAUCUACACUGCACACUCUAUGAGAAUCUAAUGCCUGAUGAGCUGAGGUAGAAGAGUUUCAUCCCGAAACCUUCCCACCCCGCCCCCAUUAUCUGUGGAAAACUUGAGAAUUGUCUUCUAUGAAACUGAUCCCUGAUGCCAAAAACGUUGGGGAUCUCUGAGAUAGAGGAAAUAUGCUAUGCUGCAGCAUGAAGUAGGUGAGAGAGGGGGCUAAAGGCCUCGUGAAUGAGAUGACCUGGGAAGUCUGAAGGAUCAGAUGAAUUGCGGGAUGAGCUGUGGCAGGGAUAACCUGAGGUCCAGGGAAGGCUUUUGAAAGCUUAAAAUGUAUAAAAUGUUGAGAAAAUGGAACAAGAAAACAAGUUUUUAAAAUGUAUUUCUAAUCUAGCAAAAAGAGAAAUCCACAGUGACCCAGAGAAAGAAACAAAUCCGGAAAGGAAAGGUAGGGAUGUACCCUGUGUAUUUCCUGAGGACAUUGGCUAUCCUCGGAAGCUCCGGGCUGGGAUCACAGGCAGGAAACAAAGCCUGGGGCCUGAGCUGGGUGGGAUGUCUGACUAGAGAGUCCCUCCGCAUUCUAUAAAGUGGCAACCCCAGGAGAUGAACACCCUCAGUUCUGAGGAAUGCCCCCUCCCCAAGAGAAAGAUGUUAGGGAUAUGUGUCUAUGUAAGCCUCACUUAGAGAAUGGGAAGGAGCACAGAAAUCUUCACCACUAUCUCAUACUCACAGUCCCUCAAAAUGGACCAGAAUUCAUACGAAUAUGUGCAUAUGAUAGGGGAUGGCACAGAAAGUUACUUUGAAUUAGCCUGGCUUGGUAAUGUCCCCAGGCACCAGGCAGAAACAAAAGAAAACCCUCUGUAGUCUGUUUAUUUCUCAAAAUGAAAGUACAAUAAUUGAAAUAACAAUCUUAGUGAAUGGGUUAAAGAGCAGACAUUGUCAAGGAGAAUUAGUGAAGACAUACAUAUCUGAAAAAUUACCCAGGAUGCAGCUCAAAUAAAUAUAGAGAUGGGAAAAUGCAAGAAAGGUUCAAAGAUAUGGAGACUAGAAUGAGAAGGGUCAAGAAAAAUGUAAUGGGAGUUCCAAAUGGUGGAGUGCAAGCAAUAUUUGAAAAGGUAAUGGUAUAUAUAAAUGUAUUUAUUGUGUAUACAUUGUUUUGAAGUAUCUAUACAUUGUGGAAUGGCUACAGGGAGCUAAUUAACAUAUGCAUUACUUAUGUACUUAUUUUAUUGUAGUGAAUAUGCUUAAAAUACACUCUCAGGAAUUUUCAAGAAUAUAUUAAGUAUAGUCACCGUUUUUUUUUUAGAGGGAUUCUCACUCUGUCCCCCAGGCUACAUACAGUGCAGUGGCGUGAUCUUGACUCACUGCAACUUCUGCCUUCUGGGUUCAAGUGUUUCUCUUGCCUUGGCCUUUUGAGUAGCUGGGAUUACAGGUGCCUGCCACCACACCUGGCUAAUUUUCAUAUUUUUAGUAGAGAUGGGGUUUCUCCAUGUUUGGCCAGGCUGGUCUCGAACUCCUGACCUCAAGUGAUCCACCUGUCUCCGCCUCCCAAAGUGCUGCAGUCAAUUACAGGUGUGAGCCACUGCACCUGACUAAAUUUAGUUUCUUGAUCCUUGAUGAUAUCCUUUUUUUUUUUUUUUUUUUUUUUGAGAUAGAGUCUCACACCGUCAUCCAGGCUGGAGUGUAGUGGUGUGAUCUCAGCUCACUGAAACCUCUGCCUCCCAGGUUGAAGCAAUUCUCCUGCCUCAGCCUCCCAAGUAGCUGAGACUACAGGUGUGUCCCACUGUGCCCAGCUAAUUUUUUGGAUUAGAGACGGGGGUUUCACUCUAUUGGUCAGGCUGGUCUUGAACUCCUGACCUUGUGAUCCACCCACCUAGACCUCAUGCUCAUGGGAUUACAGGCAUGAGCCACACGCCUGGCCAGAUCCUUGAUCAUAUUUUUAUCUUCCCAAGGUUUUUUUUUAAUCUUCCCAAAGUUUAUUCAGGCUUCCCAUACUCCUUUUCUAUCACAGUUCUCAGACUGCUUUCUAAUCAUCAUACACACAUCCUAUAGAUAGAUGGGUAGAUAAAAAGAUAUGUAAGUGUAGAUAUCCUCCAUGCCAGGUACGUUGCUAGCCUGAGACUCCAGCAGUGACUAAGAUGAAAACUCUCCGGUCCUUGGAUAGUCAGUAGUCUAGUCCAGGAAACUGACUGAUAAUCACACAGUGGAAUAAUGAAUGGAUUGGAGAUGUGAUAAAAACUACAAGAGAAAUUAAAUAACUCUUACUGUGAUAACAGAGGGUUCUCAGCAUGGGAAGAGAAGUCAGAUUUAGCAUGGUAAAAACAUUUUAAGCAAGGGAAACUACACAGGCAAAGGCUCUGAGGCUGGAAGGAGGCUGUGCCUGUAGCUGUGGCUGUGGCAUGGUGGACAGUACAGGGAGGCUGGAAAGGCUAUGGAGCCAGCCCAUGCAGAACCUCGAGCAUGGGAAAGAGUUGGGGUUUUAUCCAGAGGGCAAUAAAGGGGUAUUGAAGGGCUUUGGGCAAUGGAGUAACAUUAGAUUAGAGCAGCACCAAUGCUCCUUCUUGACAUCUUGUUAACAUGUAUUCACAUGAGGGUGCUUCCUGCUAAACCUCAAUCAAGUCUCAAGCUGCUUGGCUUUUUUUUUUUUUUUUUUUUUUUUUUUUUUUUUUGAUAGGAAGUCUUGCUCUGUUGCCAGGCUGGAGUGCUAUGGAGUGAUCUCAGCUUCCUGCAACCUCUGCCUCCCAGGUUCAAGCAGUUCUGCUUCAGCCUCCUGAGUAGCUGGGAUUACAGUUGCCUGCCACCACAACCAGUAAUUUUUGUAUUUUUAGUAGAGAUAGGGUUUUACCACUUUGGCCGGGCUGGUCUCAAACUCCUGACCUCAAGUGAUCCACCCACCUCGACCUCCCAAAGUGUUAGGAUUAUAGGCAUGAGCCUCUGCGCCCAGCAGCUGGCUUGUUAUAUUCUUUAGCCAUCCUCUGGUCAUUUUUAGCAAAUAUGACAAACUCAUCUCUCCCCGCUUUUUUACACAAUACAGAUGUAUCCGUAAUCCUCCAUUCAUACAGUGUUGAUAAUUGCCAGGUUCCAUUUUUCAUGCUUGCCUAGAACAGUGGUUCUCAGCCUUUUUUUCUAAUUUGACAUAUACCCAGAACAAAUGAUAAUCACUUGUCAGAAAGUUUCCACCCUACAGCUUCUCAAACUGUGUGAUGUAACAUACUGACCCCCCAAUCCUGAGGGCCUUUGGGUGGGAUGUUAGAGUGGGUGACUGGAGCCCUUGGGCCAGUUACCUCACAUAGCAGUUCACCUGGGGUGCCACAUGCUUUCUGGGUGAUCCAGAUUGUUUUUCUAUAGAUGUCACCCUAGUUCUGUGUGCAUAAAAAUAAAAAAGGGCUGGGGCUCACUUUUUAUAUAUCUGGACUUUAAUCCCAGCACUUUAGGAGGCCAAGGCAGGUGGAUCACCUGAGGUCAGGAGUUCAAGACCAGCCUGGCCAAGAUGGUGAAAUCCUCUCUACUCAGAAUACAAAAAAUUAGCCAGGCAUGGUGGCGUGCACCUGUAGUCCCAGCUACUUGGGAGGCUAAGGCAGGAGAAUUGCUUGAACCUGGGACGGGAGGUUGCAGUGAGCUGAGAUUGUGCCAUUGCACUCCAGCCUGGGCAAAAGUGAGACUCUGUCAAUAAAUAAAUAAAUAUUAGCUAGGCGUGGUGAUGGGCACCUGUAAUCCCAGCUACUCAGGAGGCUGAGGCAGCAAAACUGCUUGAACUCAGGAGACAGAGGUUUCAGUGAGCUGACACAGUGCCACUGCACUCCAGCCUGGGCGACAGAGUGCUAUUAUAUCUCAAAUAAAUAAAUAAAUAAAAUGGAAGUGCUCUCCAGGGACAUGUGGAUUUUAAUGCCUCCUCUACCACUUGAACACAUUUCUGCCUCUUUUGGCCUCAGUUUUCUCAUCUGCAAAAUGGAGAUAUUAUCUAUUCUGUAGAAUUGUUGAGUGGAUUAAAUGAGUAAGGUGUGUGAAGUUCUUGUCCCUGUGCUGGUGCACCAUGAGCCUUCAGUGGGCAUUGGAUGAGAUGAUUUAGUAGACAGUCAUGACUGGACCCAGGCUCCAGUUACUUCUUCCACAUUUGCAGGGGUUUAUAGUUACUAGAGCUCCUCCAGGAAUAUCAGUAGCAGAGGCUUUGGUAGCUGGGAGAGGUGCAAUUUUUUGCUGUAAGGAUAACUUUGUUUAGAACCAUGAGGAUAGGUAUAGGGACCACUGCAACCGGGUCUUGCAGUGGAGGAGAAAGAUUAGGCAUAAGUCUGAAGUACAGCAUGGGCAAAUGGGAAUUUAUACCCAAGGAGUAGUGUGAAGGUCAGUGGAUGGAAAAUUACCAAGAGGAAACAUCAGGGGUAAGAGGAAUUCUGGCUAAACUGAUCUAACAGGAUUCUUGCUGAAGACAGGCUGGGGUGAUCAGCUAUCACUUGGGAGUUAGUAUAGGAUGAGGAACCUGAUGAGAUUUGGAGAAUGGGGGUUUCAGCUAAAUUGACUUAGCAGAGUUCCUUUACUAAAAUUGGAAUUUACAAGAACAUGCACAUACUGGCCUAUGAGAAGUUUCAGAAGCCUGACCAAAGUUUGGCUAAGCAAAGAAUCUUUUUUUUUUUUUUGAGCCAUAGUCUUACUCUCUUGCCCAGGCUGGAAUGCAGUGGUGCAAUCUCUGCUCACUGCAGCCUCCGCCUCCCAGGUUCAAGCAAUUCUCCUGCCUCAGCCUCCCAAGCAGCUGGGAUUAGAGGUACACACCACCACACCCUGCUGAUUUUUUAAAUUUUUAGUAGAGACAGGGUUUCACCAUGUUGGCCAGGCUGAUCUCAAACUUCUGACCUCAGGUGAUCCACCUGCCUCAGCCUCCUAAAGUGCUGGGAUUACAGGUGUGAGCCACCAUGCCUGUCCAGCAAAGAAUCUUUGUCAUGCCUCAGGUUCUUUAUCCACGAAAUGGGAGUGUGAUUCCAUUUUCUACCUCAGAGUCGUGAGGAUUAACCAUAAAGUCCAGAUGCAUAGUAAACAUUCAGUAGAUAGUUAGUUGUUAGUAUUUCUUUGCAACGAGCCAAGAUACUGCACUCCAGCCUGGUGACAGAGAGAGACUCCGUCUCAAAUUAAAUAAAUAAUUAAAUGAAUGAAAUAAAAAUAAAUAAAAAUGGUGUUUUAUUAUAUAAGUUCAUAAAGCAGUUGUGACUGUCAAAAAGUCAACGUUAUACACAUACAUACACAUCUGUACAUGUACAUCAUAUAUACACAUGUAAGAGCACUCUGUUAGGAAAUCCAGACCUGAUGCUACUUCCCUGUGCGGCAGGAACUGCAGAUACUUGAAUCUUGGCUAAGUCAGUUUGGGGUCCCAAAGUACAGGGGACAACAGUGGAGGGGCUGAAUAGCCUGGGUGGGGGGUAGCUGCAUUUCACACGCAUUCUGUUAUUCAGUCCUCACAGAAAUCUUGUGAGCGAGGCAGGCAGUAUUACUCCCACUUUACAAUUUUAGGAAAUGGAAACAGAGAGACAGAGUUUAAUGAAGACCCAGAGUGGAGGAGCAAUUCAGACCUGGCCUUCCCCUAUGCCGCCCCUAAAGCCACCUCCUCCCUGACUGCCCUGCCCAGCAGUGCUGAUUCAGACUCGUUGUUAGAAAUCUACUCCAGAAUCUUUACGUGUACCCACUAAGGGAAAGAAUCAACAUUUCGCGUCAGCCUCCCCAAGACGACAGCUGCUGAAGACGAGUUCCUGCCACCGCUGUGGCUCCCUAAGCUGUUCGAUUCCGGCAAACAGCUACUGGAUGAAGUUGAAGGAGCAGCUGAACCCACCGGUUCCGGGAUAAUCCAGGAGAAGGUGUCCAAGGGCUUCGACCUCCUUGAGAAGGCUGCCAAAAUGUUAUCGCAGCUUGACUUGUUCAGCCGAAAUGAAGAUUUGGAGGAGAUUACUUCCACCGACCUGAAGUACCUGAUGGUGCCAGCGUUUCAAGGAGCCCUCACCAUGAAACAAGUCAACCCCAGUAAGCGUCUAGAUCAUUUGCAGCAGGCUCGCAAACACUUUAUAAACUACUUAACUCAGUGCCAUUACUAUCAUGUGGCCGAGUUUGAGCUGCCCAAAACCAAGAACAACUCAGGUGAAAAUCACACUGCUAUUACCUCCCUGGCUUAUCCUAGCCCCGUUGCUAUGGCAUCUCAAAGGCAGGCUAAAAUAGAGAGAUACAAGAAGAAGGAGUUGGAGCAUAGGUUGUCUACAGUGAAAUCUGAAGUGGAAAGUGGUCAAGCAGAUGAUGAGCGUGUUCGUGAAUAUUAUCUUCUUCACCUUCCGAGGUGGAUUGAUAUCAGCUUAGAAGAGAUUGAGAGCAUUGACCAGGAAAUAGAGAUCCUGGGAGAGAAAGACUCUUCAAGAGAGGCAUCCACUUCUAACUCAUCUCGCCAGGAGAGGCCUCCAGUGAAACCUUUCAUUCUCACUCGGAACAUGGCGCAAGCCAAAGAAUUUGGUACUGGUUAUCCAAGUCUGGCUUCUGUGACAGUGAGUGACUGGUAUGAUCAACAUUGGAAACAUGGAGCGUUACCAGAUCAGGGAAUAGCCAAGGCAACACCAGAAGAAUUCGGAAAAGCCACUCAGCAAGGGAAAGAUCAAGAAAAGGAAAAAGAGGAUGAUGAACAAACACUCCAGGGAGCUCGGGAGUGGGAUGACUGGAAGGAUGCCCACCCUAGGGGCUAUGGCAACCGACAGAACAUGGGUUAAUUUUCCCACAACACAGCAGCACUGCAGGGUGCACACCUUCCCGGGCAAGGAAAACCAUGUAGCUUCCCCUCCCCCUGGGCUACCCCUACAGCUGUGUACAAUGAAGGCAAAGAUGCUUAAUGUUCAUGCUUGCUUUGAGUUCAAUAAAGUAUUAAAUUAUUAAGCAUGUAUUUGUACCCUAGAUGAUGUGAGCCAGUAAUCUAGUUUUGGCAUCAUCAUCCUCAUCCUGGUGUGUUCCAAUUUCUUUUCUUUUUUAUUUUAAAAAGAGAUGGGGUCUCGUUCUCGUUCUCCAGCCCAGGCUGGAGUGCAGUGGCUAUUCACAGGUGCAAUCCCACUACUGAUUAGCACGGGAGUUUUGACCUGCUCCUUUUCCGACCUGGGCCGGUUCACCCCUUCUUAGGCAACCUGGUGGUCCCCGGUUCCCGGGAGGUCACCAUAUUGAUGACGAACUUAGUGCGGACAUCCGAUUGGCAUAGCACACUACAGCCCAGAACUCCUGGGCUCAAGCCAUCUUCCCACCUCAGCCUCCCGAGUAGCUGGGACUACAGGCAUGCGCCACCGCCCCCGGCCCAAUUUCUUAAGUGGAAAGAAAAGGGCACUGAGGGCCGGGCGCGGGGCUCAUGCCUGUAACUCCAGCACUUUGGGAGGCUGAGGUAGGCGGAUCACCUGAGGUCAGGAGUUCGAGACCAGCUGGCCAAGGUGAUGAAACCCCAUCUAAUGGGGUUUUGUAUUUUGUACUAAAAAUACAAAACUACCGGGCGUGGUGGCAGGCGCCUGUAAUCCCAGCUACUCGGGAGGCUGAAGCAGGAGAACUGCUUGAACCCGGGAGGCGGAGGUUGCAGUGAGCCGAGAUCACGCCAUUCCACUCCAGUCUGUGCAACAAAAGUGAAACUCCGUCUCAAAAAAAAAAAAAAAGCACUGAGAAAUGGCUCUGUAUAAUUAAUGGUUGUAUGAAUUCUCUGAAAAUAAUAAUAAUAAUAAAGCCCGUGCAGAAAAAAGAAAAAAAAUUCUUAUCACACAAGGCGAUUUUUUUUUAAUCGGAGCAGUAUCUAGAGCGAAUGGAGAAAGCAGUAAGGGCAGCCAGACGUAUGUGUAACGUCACUAUAAGAGGCGGGGAUAUGUAGAUAGGGGCGCAGUGAUUGACGGUUCUAGUGCGUUCUUCUCACAGAGAAUUUUUCUAGCGAAUAUCAGACAAGGUGUAGUCUGAGAUGUGUCAUACAAAGAAGCGGUAGUUUCGAACCGAACGCCUAACUCAUAAUACAACUUGCCAUGACUAAGAUGUGUAUUAAAGAUGUUGAGGUAGUAGCAGUCACCGUUCGUGUUUCAAAAAGCACUGUUAUGAAGGUGGUUGUUUUGUAGCGUGGUUUGAGUGUAGUGAUCUUUGAAGUUUUUCCCAAGUAUAGCAAUCUGGUAUAUAAUUGUGGUAGUCCCGGGCUGUGUUUUCACAUUCCCCUCGAAGUUUAGGUUGAAGAGCGCUAUAUAAGGUAGCGUUAUCAUUGUAAUGCUGUGUAUUUGUAGUUUUGGUAACUGGCUUACGACUUUUUCUUUUUUAUCUUUUUUUUUUUUUUUUUUGGCUUAUGGCUUUUCAGUUGUUUGCUUUGGGUUUAAUUAGGUAAAGACCCAAACACCAGUUACUCCCCUCAAUAUCUGAGUUUUAGCCUGGCAAAACAGAGAAGAGGGUUUCCUCUGAGUGAGGCUGCUGAGCUUCUGCUAGUGAUUCCUUCAGGAUUCCAUGUCCCCGCCGCCUCCCCCCCCAUCCCCGAGACACACACACACAGACGAGACAAGAACAGGCACAAGCCUUCACAAAUCAGAAUUCUAAAACGAGAUUUAGGCCCAGCGUUGUGGCUCAUGCCUGUAAUUACAGCACUUUUGGGAGGCUGAGGUGGGAGGAUCACUUGAACCUGGGAAUUCAAAAUCAGCCUGGACAGCAUAGUGAUACCUCAUCUCUAUUUAAAAAAAUAAAUAAAAAUAAAACCAUAUUUGGCCAGCAUGGUGGCUCACACCUAUAAUCCCAGAACUUUGGGAGCCUGAGGCAGGAGGAGUAUUUGAGGCCAGGAGUUGAAGAUCAAUCAUCCUGGGCAACAUAGCAAGUUCCCACCUCAAAAAAAAAUUUAAAUAAAAUAAGUAAAUAAAACCAAAUUUCUUUUUUUUCCCUUUUUUUUUUUUGAGACAAGAGUUUUGCUCAGUCACCCAAGCUGGAGUGCAAUGGCUUGAUCUUGAUUCACUGUAACCUCCACCUCCCUGGUUCAAGCAAUUGUCGUGCCUCAGCCUCUUGAGUAGCUGGGACUGCAGGUGCUUGCCACCACCCCUGGCCAAUUUUUUUUUUUUUUUUUUUGAGAUGGAGUCUCACUCAGUCGCCCAGGCUGGAGUGCAAUGGCAUGAUCUCGGCUCACUGCAACCUCCACUGCCUGGGUUCAAGCAAUUGUCCUAUCUCAGUCUCCUGAGUACCUAGGACUACAGGUGCCCACUACCGUGCCCAGCUAAUUUUUUUAGAUUUUCAUAGAGAUGGGGUUUCACAUUGGUCAGGCUGGUCUCCAACUCCUGACCUCAGGUGAUCCACCCACCUUGGCUUCUCAAAGUGCUGGGAUUACAGGUGUGAGCCAUCACGCCCACCCAAAACCGGAUUUCUGAAAUGAGACCUGAAGGGUCCAGGAGUAUUUCCCCUAAACAGUGCCCUUUAUUCUCCUUCCAUGGGAAAAUUGCCUUAAACAGGGCCCUUUAUAUAGGUUAGGGAGGGUUAAUAAGACCUUUGAAGGCUUUACAGGGCCUCUGAGGAGGCUAAACAGAUCAGGAGAAGGGAAAGGGAGUACAGAUUAUGCUUGGGAAUAAUUAUCAGAGACAUCUUCCAGAAUCAGAAACCAUUUCUCUGCUGCAAGCCAGCUUAUGCGCCUAUGGUUGGCAAUCCCCCUGCCUACAAGGGAGGUGCCAGAGAUGGCCCUUGGCUUAAAGGAGGGCUUGUCUUGGGCUGCUGAAAUGUUAGGGUGUUCCAGGACAGAAUAAGGUCCCGCAGCUUGUUCUCAUGGCCCAAUAAUGAGAUGCAGACUGGGAAAGAAGGGAGUUUAUAGGCCAGGCACAGUGGCUCACACCUGUAAUUCCAGUACUUUGGGAGGCCGAGGUGCACAGAUCACCUGAUGUCAGGAGUUCGAGACCAGCCUGGCCAGCAUGGUGAAACUCCAUCUCUAUUUAAAAUACAAAAAUUAGCAGGCAUGGUGGUGGGCACCUGUAAUCCCAACUACUGGGGAGACUGAGGCAAGAGAAUUGCUUGAACCCGGGAGGUAGAGAUUGCAGUGAGCUGAGAUCAGGUCACUGCACACCAGCCUGGGUGACAGAGUGAGACUCUGUCUCAAAAAAAAAAAAAGCUACAAGUUUUAAAAAUAGACAUUCAAGGUUCAUGCCUAUGUGUGUGAGUAUACCUACAAGUCGUAGUGUUUCAUUCAAUCUAUAUAUAAUCUUUAGGGUCUAGGGUCUAGAAAGCCUUCUUUAGAGUUUUGCCAAGUUUCUUAACCUUGUUUAUUUUUGAGAUGGCAUACUCUCAGCUCACUGCAACCUCUGCCUCCCAGGUUCAAGCAAUUCUCCUGCCUCAGCCUCCCGAGUAACUGUGAUAACAGGUGCACGGCACCACACCUGGCUAAUUUUUGUAUUUUUAGUAGAGAUGGAGUUUUGCCAUGUUAGUCAGGCUGGUCUUGAACGCCUGACCUCUGCCCGCCCUCCCAAAGUGCUGAGAUCACAGACAUGAGCCACCAAGCCCAGCCAGAAAGUUUAUUAAUCUUAAGUGGGCCCUGUUACAAGGUGUAUGUAUAAAAAUGCUUCUAUUCUUUGAUCAGACUUUAGGGUCUGAGAA
Molecule: messenger RNA, 20704 nt
Organism: Callithrix jacchus (white-tufted-ear marmoset)
Lineage: Eukaryota; Metazoa; Chordata; Mammalia; Primates; Cebidae
Source: RefSeq, a predicted model, not a curated record